Molecule: messenger RNA, 930 nt
Organism: Dicentrarchus labrax (European seabass)
Lineage: Eukaryota; Metazoa; Chordata; Actinopteri; Moronidae
Product: SPEG neighbor protein-like
Exons: 5
Coding region: 98-793 (231 amino acids)
Biological process (GO): homophilic cell-cell adhesion
Cellular component (GO): plasma membrane
Molecular function (GO): protein binding
Source: RefSeq, a predicted model, not a curated record
AAAGGCUCCUCCGUUAGAUAUAAAGCAGGAAGUAUUUUAGGAUUGCUGACUCUGGAGUGGAUGUGAAGCAGAGAGCAGCUUCGACAGGAUCUCAGAGAUGUCCAAAGCGAAGGCUGCACCUCCUCCUGGGUGCACUCUGAAUAUCAGCGACCCUCAGGUCCAGGAGGCUGCUAUCCGAAUCCAAGCCUCGUAUCGCGGACACAGGUCGCGUAAAGAACUGCGAGAGAAAGGCCCUCCCAAGAUCCUGCAGGAGCUCAAAGAUGUGGUUCUUGUUGAGGGCAGCGCUGCGAAGCUGGAGUGCAGAGUUAGUGCAUUCCCAGACCCUUUCAUCGUCUGGUACAAGGACGGCAAAGAGCUGAAGGAUGGACCCAAGUACCGCUAUGUUUUUGAAGACCCAGAUUUUGUGGCGCUCGUGGUCCUGGAUGGGGUCCUGGCUGAUUUGGGAAAAUACAGUGUUACCAUUAAAAAUCCAUUUGGACAGACAAGUGGAUCUGCCUGUAUUUUAGUGGAAGUCCCUGCUAAGGUUUCUAAAGGCCCAGACAACAUUAAGGCCAAGAGAGGAACAACCGUGGUGCUCAAGGCGAAUAUAAGCGGGGAGCCCCCUCCAGAUGUCGCCUGGCUCAAAGAUGGAGAUGACAUUGAAGAAGACGACAGGGUAUUCUUCGACAUCGGAGACACCAACACAAUCUUGACCAUCAAAAAUGCAAAGCUCUCUGACGCUGGCAAGUAUGAGGUGUUUGUGGAGAACAAUCUGGGCACGGAUCAGUCGUUUGCUCGCGUCGACAUCCUCUGAUGCAACGUCUCAGCUACGCCAAAGCUAACGCGACGUCUCUUAUAAUCAAUCCAACUGACAAUAUACUGUAUUCAUGCUGCGUUCCAAGCUGUACAUAACUUCAAUCAUGCUCAUAAUAAAAAGCAGGUUAAAACAUU